AAGUUCUCCAUCACGUCUGGGGGCGGGGCACAUGGUUACAUGUCAUUUUCCACUGCAAGGAGGAUCAGCUGCCCUUCCUGUCUCCCUGUAGCACCGUCUUAGGCAUCUUACAUUACCGACAUUGCAGUUUAUUGCUCUGGACACAUCUGCAGUCCUCAUGCCUCCCUGCAGCAGGUCUAUGGCAUGUUCACGCAGGUGAGCAGGAACCCUAGGCAUCUUUCUUCUGGUGUUUUUCAGAGUCAGUAGAAAGGUCUGUUUAGUGUGCUAAGUUUUUGUAACUGUGACCUUAAUUGCCUACCUCCUGUAAACUGUUCAUAUCUUGAGGACUGUUCCACAGGUGCAUGUGCAAUAAUUGUUUAUGGCUCAUCGAACAAGCAUGAAUAAUAUUGUUUAAACCCUUUCCAAUAAAUGUCUGUAAAACUUAUUUGAAUUUUACCAAAUUAUCUUUAAAAUACACUCAAAUAAAAUACAAUAAGGGACGUUUCUUUUUUUUUUCUUUUUUUUUUUUUUUGCUGAGUUUAUAUAACUAGUUAAAGCUAAAGGUUUGAGAACCCCCGUGGUAGAUGAUGUACCUCAUAAACUGUCAAAGAGAAUAUUUUAAUUAGGUCUAUGAUGUAUUUCAAAAAGGAGACAACAUUUAUAUAAAUUAUAUUUCAUUUACAUUUACUUUUUUACUCGGUCAUUUUACGAGAACAGCUAGGAACUGUCGGAGCUGUAGCCCUGUUUCCGAACGACACGCUUACUUUGCUGCCACUGUACCGGAAGUUGCGUUUGUGGAGGUCAAAUCAAAUAAAACAGUCACAAUGGUGAAAAAGAAGCGCUUGAGACUGAUUGCUGAGAUGGCCCGAAAGAUCCGGGCUUAUCAAGAGCUGAAAAAUCGGCCGCGGGAUUCACAACGCUAUGCCCUGGACUAUGAAACCAUGACACGGCCGUUCACCGGUAAGAGGCUGCCAGUGCUGGCCUGGCAGGACGUGCGGAAAGAGACUCCACUCUUCAGGCUCCUGGCUGGCAUGCGCAUGUUCGGUGUGGGACGGCUCUUUACACGGAAGUCGUGGCUGGAGGAGCACACCGAGCCCUGCUACUGGAAGAUAACUAAAGUGAAAGUAGACUAUACAGCAGAGAAUAUGGACCAUGGGAAAGCGUGGGGCAUUUUGACAUUUAAAGGUAAGGAAGAAGCCUCUGAGAAGGAGAUAGAUAAGGUCAUGUAUCACGACUGGCGCUUGGUACCCAAACACGAAGAAGAGGCCUUUACACGUUUCGAGCCUGUCCCCGAACCCCCCAUCCGACAUGUGCGCUACCCACCGCUCCUGCGUGCCAUGAUGUUAGCACAGCAAGCCAAGGAGCUCGGUGUUGAUGCCAGCACCUUACCUGAACCCAGCCUACCUCUUAAACGAGAUGUUCUGCUCAGCAAAGAGUACUUCCGCAGCCAGGAACAGCAGAAAAAGGAGGGAACACCCGUGUAAGCUGAAUUCAGAAGAGAAAGAUCAAACCUGUAAUGAAUUCCUCCUGCAUUCUUUUCAGUAUGGUGUUAAUCUCAAGGUGGAUGCUGUUCUUACAACGAUUUAGGACAAGCUUUUCCUGACCAAAUGCUAACAUCGACCUUUAGACGAGAAACAUGUUCUCUGGUAAACAUGAUGUGUAUAGUAUCAUAAUGGUAGCCAUGUUUGGGAAAUUGGAAUGUUUGAAAACCAUCUUUUACCCAUUUUGUUUAAAGAUUAGGACUGUCGAAGACUCUUCCUUGGAGUCAGGCCACUGAAGGAUGAUUCAGAGACAAUUUAAACCUUAGGUUCUUUUUUGUGUUGUAUUUCCUUAAAGAGGAAGGCGUAAUCUCUCUAUGUGAUGUCCAAUACUGUACAUGCUCUGAUAAUUGCAUUUGCAUUAUUUAUAAAUAAAAAUGAAUUACUAAUGACAAAA
This is a messenger RNA of Ictalurus furcatus (blue catfish), 1914 nucleotides long. It is a transcript of the gene mrps34, whose product is annotated as mitochondrial ribosomal protein S34. The transcript is spliced from 4 exons. The record is from RefSeq and is a predicted model, not a curated record. Bases 804 to 1463 code for a protein of 219 amino acids. Gene Ontology annotation, biological process: mitochondrial translation. Gene Ontology annotation, molecular function: structural constituent of ribosome. Gene Ontology annotation, cellular component: mitochondrial small ribosomal subunit; mitochondrion. Lineage: Eukaryota; Metazoa; Chordata; Actinopteri; Siluriformes; Ictaluridae.